CAUACGUAUUAAUACUUAAUUUCAAUUUGCUAUUUUAUCAAAUCAGUAGUACUAUUAAGUUCCCUUUGCAACUUUUCAAAAUUAAAUCUCACCUUUACUCAUUUCAAAAUUUUCAUGAGGAAAAUGUUUUACACAGGUCUUCACAUUUUUCCAGACUGUUGAUGUUAUGCAGCACAAGCUUUUACUAAGACUCGCUCUACAAUUCCACUAAUUAAUUAAACUCCAGUGUGAAAACUGAUCAUUUAUUUCUAUUCAUCUAUUCAUAUAUAGUUUCCCAACAACUAUUUCUCCCCUGUAAAGACCUUUCUUCUUUACUCUGUGACAGUUUAAUUCUUUCAAGAACUUUGGAAAGGCCAUCACAAAUGCUUUCUGAUAACGUAAGUAAAUCUCGCUGUGGUCCACACAUUCUCUGACUGCUCCAAAUAACCCCAAAUAGACUUAGGGACAUUACACGUUUCUGCAGCAUUUGUACAGUAUCCACUUUGUUUGAUUUUUAAAGUAGUUUCUACCAGUUUGCCCAGUACUGUAAGAAAGUUCUUGACAAGCUGGAAAACCCUGAAGAACAUCUAAAGAUGUUAUGUCAGAACAGACACAUGAUAUUAGCUCAUACUGCAGAUACUGAAUCAUCACACUAGCGCCUACCUGGGAACUGAAAAAUUUCCCUGCGAUAGGAUAGCUGACAAGUUAUUAAACGUCACCAUGUCUAAAGGAACAAAUCCAGGGGUUCCUCACUGGCAAAUGAAAAUAAAAUAAUUUUGAUCCCCCAAAUCUGCUGCACCACAAAGAUGAACACAGGAAACCGAAAGCCAGAAACAGAACCUACAGUUAUAUCACUGCUGCGAACAGUAAGACUUCUCCCAGCUUCUCAGUUUCUCACACUGAUUUGUUGAGGCCACUUCACCAAUAAAUUGCAGUUACCAUGUAAGCUUUAUUCCUUCAUUCUUUUAUAUAGAAUGAUAACAAAGUAAAGGAUGAUCUACAGAAGGCCAAAGCUAUCAAGGACAGAUGAGGAAAACCUGUAGCUGAAUGGAAAUAUGCUGCUGUUCCAAUUAGAAAUUAAAAUACAUUGCAUAGUUCUUUCCUAGGAAGUUUAAACUCAUAAUAAGAUUAUAUGUGAUGAAAAAAAAAAAAGGAAGAAAAAAAAAAACUGUAUAGCUCCCAGAUCAACUGUAUAGCUCUCAGAUGAAUCCUACCUAUCCUCAUCCCUGAAUUCGUAAAUCUAUGGUUUCUGGAUUAUCAAGAUUCAAGAUUUUACUCCUCCUUUUAAUCACUGUUUACAGUUUUCAUCGUAGAAGCUGGGUGUCAUGAUGUAUUUAGCACGAAGGGCCUCCAUGUAUUUUUCUCUAUAAUCUCUUUGCUUUCCCUUACUAAGUGUUUGUCAAACAAAACUCAUUAAACAAAGUAGUCCUUUAUUCUCUGCUAGAUGGAACUAAGAGAGGGAACAAACAACAGUACUGCACUUGCUGUAGAGAACAGAAAAAACAACACUCCAAGAAAUCUUGUUAAUACACGCCAAUGCAGCUUUAUAUGAGAAGGGACAGUUCCACUCAAGAGAAACUGUAUUUUUCCAGGACAUCUACAGUGAAGAAGACAUCGCAGAACUCCCAACCAGCAGUAAGUGCUACGCAAACAGGAACGCAGGAUAACUGUGUAUUUUAUUACACUUGCAGUGCUUAUAGUUGAAUUUAUCAUGCCUUUAAUUGAGUUCACCCCAUUAAUUAUAAUAUAUGAUUACCAUUUGCAGUGCUUUGGGUUUAUGUUUGCAUGCUCGAAAAUGCUGAAAUUUUAAAAAGGAUGUAAUAAAAAGGCUAACUCGAGAUCCUAAUUAGCUCUUCCAGAAUAUGCUUUUGAGUGAUUUUGAGCUACCUAGACAUGUCAGUUCCUUCUGUAAAAGGAAGAUAAGACAACUUUCCCAUGGGCCUGAUACAGCAAAUGAUAUGUUUUUGCCAAAGCACCUCUUCACAGACUGAACAAACUGAAGGGAUCUGGCAAUAGGAAAGACUUGGAAAUAAGAUUUUAUUUAUUUAUUGCAAAUAGAGUAGCUGUUAACAUAUUCACCUUAACUAUAAUCAUUUGAUAUAUACAUAUGUUUAUGCUGGACAGAGUUAGCACAUCCUUAAACAGUUACCUGAAUUAAGAAAAAUAUAUAAAUUCUGGUUUAUUACUAACGCUGCACUACAAAAUUAAAGAAUUACUUGAUAUGUAAUGCUACUAAAGACACAGCGAUAAAAAAAAUGCAGUUUUAUGUACAAAAAGGUGAAAUAAGAGUAUAAUGCCACUGUUAUUUUGUGCUCCACUUAAUUCAACUUUAUCCCUAUUGUUAUGGCUUUUCAAAAAAAAAAUUAACAAUACUGAACAACAACAUUAAAACUGGUUUAUUUAGACAGAAUGUCUGAGAAAGCAUAAGGACUGCUCCUUCUUUAUCAGGCUGAGAAAAAACAAAACCUGCCAAUUAUACAGCCCCACUCAAAAGGCAGGACACCUUUUCUAAUCCUCAUCACUGGUUUCAAAACAUUUUUGUUCAUCUGCUAUCCCAACAACUGAUGUAACACCAAUGGUUCUGUCUUCACAGGUGUGUCCUACUACCCAAAUGUUCUACUCUGUCAAAUUAAACUUAACCAAUGCAAGAUUUUUUUUUUAAACAACUUUUUUAAAACUUCCACUGUAUGGCCAAUUUGCAAAUUAUUUCCGAUAGCCUUCUGAUUAAAAAUGCACUUACACAACUGAGUUGCUCCGUAACAGUAUUAAAACCAGUAUUUUAUUUUAUAGACAACAACACAUCGUAUUCAUACUUAGAAUGGACUUGCUAAGACUGUUGAUCUAUGCCAAGGUCUGAGAAGCACUGACUGAAAAUAAAACAGUGAUUCAGAAAUGUUACUUAUACGGCUCCAGCCUUGGCUACAAAGCUGCCAACCAGUUACACACGUUUACAGGAGAGAAACGGGCAGACAAAAGGGGACAGCAGAUAACCAUGGCAUCGGCAGGUCUGCAGUUCUUUGCUUUUAUGCUGGCUUUGUUUGGUGCUUUUGGAGACAUCGCAGCCACCUUGCUGCCAAACUGGAAGGUAAACGCAGAUGUUGGUUCAAAUAUCAUAACAGCUGUAACACAGAUGCAAGGACUUUGGAUGGACUGCACGUGGUACAGCACCGGGAUGUUUAGCUGCACCCUGAAAUACUCCAUUCUCUCGCUGCCCGUCUAUAUCCAGGCUGCACGGACCACCAUGGUACUGUCUUGCAUCCUGUCAGCUUUUGGCAUCUGCAUCACUACUGUUGGAAUGAAAUGCACAAAACUGGGAGGGGACACUGACAGCAAAAGUCACACUUGCUUUGCUGGAGGAGUCUGCUUCGUUCUUGCGGGAAUCUUUGGAUUAGUACCAACAUCGUGGUACACGAGAGAAAUCAUUUCGAAUUUUCUGGACCAGACCAUUCCAGAAAGCAGUAAACACGAACCGGGAGGAGCGGUUUAUACAGGAUUCAUUUCAGCAGGGUUUCUGCUUAUUGCAGGUGUCAUCUUCUGCACUUCCUGUUUCAAAAAGCAGCAAGGAGCAUGGAUUUACCCUCCAAAGCAGCAGCAUUUCCCAUCCACACAGCAGGAGAACAAUGCAGGUUACAACUUGAAGGACUACGUGUAAAUAUAGUUGUUUCUAUCCAUUGAGGUGUUUUUUUUGUGUGUGUUAAGUGUAGUUUGAUUACUUUAAAGAAUGUCUAACACUUAAAUUUUCUUACAUCUGGGCUGCAGUUAUAUUUACGCAAGGUAUUUUGGUUUUAGUGAGAUCAGCAGAAAGAACGAGGUAGGAAACAAUGCUUAAGUCUCCUGCAAGAGUACUUUUCGGUUGAUUUUUCAAACCAUUCUUUUCAACUUUCCAAGUAACAUUUGCUGGAUAGAAAGGAAUUAUUUCAACAUAAGCAACAGCACAAUUAAUGUAAUAGUGGCUUGGUACAGCCAAGAUGCUUAAAAACAAUCUAUUUAUCAAAUCAGGCUAUCAGUAACACAGAAUGCUUUAUAGAGUAUUUUACUUUUUAUCUAUGAUGCAAGGAAAAA
This is a messenger RNA of Oxyura jamaicensis (ruddy duck), 4041 nucleotides long. It is a transcript of the gene CLDN20, whose product is annotated as claudin 20. Gene Ontology annotation, cellular component: bicellular tight junction; plasma membrane. Lineage: Eukaryota; Metazoa; Chordata; Aves; Anseriformes; Anatidae. The coding region runs from base 2972 to 3631 and encodes 219 amino acids. Gene Ontology annotation, biological process: bicellular tight junction assembly; cell adhesion. The transcript has 2 exons. The record is from RefSeq and is a predicted model, not a curated record. Gene Ontology annotation, molecular function: structural molecule activity.